Messenger RNA from Microthlaspi erraticum, 1035 nucleotides. Lineage: Eukaryota; Viridiplantae; Streptophyta; Magnoliopsida; Brassicales; Brassicaceae. The record is from the annotation of a GenBank genome assembly.
AUGUGUUCAACCGGAGUAUUUGCUCUCUCUUCUCCGGCGAAAUUUCACCAUCGCCGGGAAAAAGCAGAGAUUUUUUCUCCGGCACACUUGCGUAAUCCAAAUGGGUAUCCAUUUCGGUGGAGAAAUUCUCGAGCUUUCGCUCCCAAACUCUCCCAAUCCGUCAAUUUUGUCUCUCCAUUUCCACAUCUCCCUCUUAUACGCUCUUCGACGUCGUCUCUUUCUUCCAAGGAUUUCGUUCAAGUUCUGGCGAGAAAAGCCGCGAUUUUACUUGUUGGGUCGUUCGUAUUUCUAGGUUUCUGCUCUUCGAGACCUGCUUUAGCGCUACCCACUGCAACUGUGAGCUCUCAAGCGGAGUUAGAAGACGAAGCAAUGUUCGAGAAGCUUCUGGAGAACGAGCCGGAGAAUAUGGAGGCGAUGAAGGCUGUUUUGUAUAAGAAGAUGAGGAGAGGGAAAACUGAAGACGCUGUGAAGUAUGUUGAGAAGCUGAUGAAAUUAGAGCCUCGUGAAGUCGAGUGGAAGCUUUUAGAAGCGCUUUGCUAUGAGACGAUGGGGCAAUUGAGCAAGUCUAAGCGAUUGUUUAAGGAUAUUCUCAGAGAAAACCCUCUCUUGAUCAGAGCUUUGCACGGUCUUGCUAUGGUAAUGCAUAAGACUCAUGACCCUUCUCUCUUUGAUAUGCUUAAGGAAGCCAUGGAAUUUGCUCGACAAGGAAACCGAGUAACCGAGGAGAGAAACAUACAAGUUUUGAUCGGCCAAAUGCAUAUUGUCAAGGGUCAAUUUGAAGAAGGACUAAAGAUAUUUCAACAGAUGGUAAAAGACAACCCUCGAGAUUUUCGACCUUACCUUUGCCAGGGGAUAGUGUAUAGCUUAAUGGAUAAAAAAGAGGAAGCAGCUCAACAGUUUGAGAUAUAUUGGAGUCUUGUACCUGAAGAAUUCCCACAAAAGGGAUUUCUGGACGAUGUUGCUUUGGCUGCUCAAGCCAAAUCCAGAGAACGACUCCAAAACACCUUCAAAGCUAAAUUUACUCAUGGCAAAUAA